GCCCAACUCAACCACCGUCCGUCCAGUACGUGACAGAGGGGAGUGCGGGAGGGAGCGUACAUACUGGUCUUCGCUUCCAGCGGGAUGAGCCCGGCGCGCCCGAUGCGCCCUGCGAGGAGAGCUCCUGGAGCGUCCCAGAUAUCCAUUAUGUAUUUAUGUAACGGUGUCUAAGAACAAACAUACCUUGGGCGCACCUGUGAGGACCAGCAGACCGUAGUGGAUCUCCCCGUCAUCUUGCAGGUCGACGGUCAUUGUACAGCCACGCGGAGGCGUCACCUCUAUUCAUCCGAGUCCAUUUUGGCCGGGUGGGUUAUCCGUCGGAUGAAAGUCGUGGGCGGAGGGGCGACGUUGAGGCGCAAAAGAAAUCGUCGACACUACCGGUGGCAGUACGGCGGCAGCGGCGGUGGGUGUAUGCUGGCAGGCGAUGGCGGGCAUGUGCUGAUGGGCGACGGCACCGGCGGGUGCUGGCGUCGGUGGCGGCGGCGAGGUUGGUGGGAGGACGGCAGCGGUGAGGGGAACCUGGGAGUUGCAGGAUCCGGCGACUGGGCGCCCGGCGCCACGUCAUGCCUUGAACCUUCCCACUCACAUUCCGCCCGUACUGCGCGACCUCCUCCUCGCUACUCACCCGCGGCGGACCCAAACGCGCUCAAUUCGCCAUGCGCCGCGCUCGCGCUCGCGCAGCUCCUCACAGACAACGAGGCCGCGAAGACGCGCGUCUUCUGGGAGGUCAAGAACGUCGCAACGGAGAGGUUCAUCGACGUGUACGACGAGGCGGACAUGCCCGCGGAGAAGCUCGAUGACAAGGCGCGUGAGCACAUGAGUGACGCGAGCGAGGCGUGGGCGCGCGUGCGCGAUGUGCUCGCGCAGCUCAACCAGGAGAUCAUUGUCCCGUACACUCUCGGCGACCAGCUCCCUCUCGCAGACUCGCCGCAUGACUCGCGUGGCUCAUCACCCUCGCAGGCGGGACGCUCGCCGACGAUGGCACGGCGCACGUCGGCGAGCCUGGCGGCGGGCGGGUUUACGCUCGUGAAGGAUUUCUCCGUCGUGGAGGGGUGGCGGCGCGCUGGCCUGACCGUGCCGGACCCCGAGUCACGCGAACGCCAGAACAGGUUGGCGGCGUUCUGGGAUGCGGUGAGGGAGAGGCUUAAAGAAAUGUAUCCUUCGGGCACACGCUCGGUCAUAAACACGCCUCUGCCGUCCGCACCAGGCUCAUUGUCGGGGACCUUGCCGUCUUCAUGAGCCAUCAAGGUCGGUGGUCAUGCUGACACUGAGGUCGGCGAGAAGAAGGACAACACUAGACAGAUGGGCGUGGCUGGACGGGUGGGGCGUGCGGAUGCGGUGUUCGCGAGGGUCAUGGCUGGAAGAUACUACGCAGAAUGUAGAUACCUGAUACUGUAGCUACUGUAAUAGAUGGUUGUCAAUAUCAUUUAUCUUACCAAUUA
Molecule: messenger RNA, 1442 nt
Organism: Rhodofomes roseus
Lineage: Eukaryota; Fungi; Basidiomycota; Agaricomycetes; Polyporales; Fomitopsidaceae
Exons: 7
Coding region: 322-1239 (305 amino acids)
Source: RefSeq, a predicted model, not a curated record